GUUCUAUUCGUCAUCUUUACAUUAUCUGGCGACCACGUGUUUGUAUUUUGAACAAAGAAACUAAUGUUGGUGCACUUGAACAAAGGGCUAGUUUGUUAUUGCUUCUGAUUAAUAUUUUGUAUUAAAAAAAGGUUCAAUUCAUACGGGGUCGUGAAAUAGCAAAAUAUAAUUUAAAUGUGUGUUGUUAAAAAUAAUAAUAUUGCUUGUCAAAAUUGUUUUGUGGUCUUUAGUAGUACCAGUGGCUUUGUUUGGGUAAAGCACGUGUUGUUCGUGUACCAUGUGCUGUGCUAAAAUCACGGGGAAAUAAACAUCUUACAUUCGCAUGGCUAAAGGUUUUGCAAGAACUCCAGCUCAGAAUGUUUUUAAUGAAUAUUAACCAGAAUUUAAGAUCUGAACCUGAAAUCUUCGCAAAAUGUUGUAAGAUAAAAGCAUUGAGGGCAAAGACAAACACCUACAUUAAGACGCCAGUUCGUGGAGAGGAACCAGUAUUUGUUGUCACUGGGAGAAAAGAAGAUGUCAACCUGGCCAAAAGGGAGAUUCUGUCAGCAGCUGAGCACUUCAGCCAGAUAAGAGCAUCUAGGAGGAAUAGUAGUGUUUCCAGUAAUGGACCCCCCAGUCCCAGUGCUCCAGGACAGGUGACCAUUCAGGUCAGAGUUCCUUAUAAAGUGGUUGGUCUUGUAGUUGGACCAAAAGGUGCUACAAUUAAAAGAAUUCAGCAGCAGACCCACACAUAUAUUGUUACACCUAGUCGAGAUAAAGAACCUGUUUUCGAGGUAACUGGACUUGCAGAGAAUGUGGAUAAGGCCAAAAUUGAAAUAGAAAGUCAUAUAGCCAUCCGUACUGGAGGUCAGAUAGAGGGACAAGAAGAUGACUUCCACAACAAUGGGAUAGACUCUGGUUUUCAGGAAAUGAAUGGGAACAAUUUCCUUGCAUUCAAGUCAAUGAAUGGAUUCAAUUCCUUCACUGACUAUCAGAACACUCUGAAUGGAAGUAAGCUUAUGUCACAACGCAACUUUGAAUCUUCAGUAUUCAAUUUCCCACCAGUCUCAAAGAUUUCAGAUUUCGCACCUCUGACAAUGAACACUGGCUUCACUAAUGGUUUCGGUAUGUAUGACAACGAUGAAGGUUUUGGAGGGUCACCACAGUUUGACCAAAUGCCACCCUCAAACUCCAUUUGGCCAGAUUCUAUAACAGGACUUGGGGGAUCAUCUUUCCAACGUCGCUGUAGUAGUUUGGGUAGUGCAGCAUCACAACACAGUCUAUCACCACCACUUACAGAUUCCAACAGCCAGUCCAGUGGUCAGAAUUCACCACCAGUCUCCGAUCUAGUCCGUCAAAUGAAUGGUGAUUUCAAUCCCUCGUCAACCACCACUGUUUCAACUGCUUUUGGAAACAUCACAACUACUGCAAGCUAUGCUCCAAGUUCAUGCGAUCAAGAUAUACUGUCCAGUGACAGCAUUAGUGCAUCAAUCAUCAACAAUGUUGUGGAUUCACCAAAAAUGAUGGGAGGAAUAUCCUGUCCUGUUAAAGUUCCAACAUUGAAUGGUCAACCACACCGACAGUGUUUAAUGUGUUCAGAAAGUAACAUUGUUGCAGCUCUUGUACCAUGCGGACACAAUCUGUUUUGUAUGGAGUGUGCGAGUUUGAUUGUGGAAAAGCCCGUUAUGGACCGCCUAUGUCCAGUUUGUCUCCAAACACCUACUCAGGCUAUCCGAAUAUUUUCAUAACAGAUUCAGGACUUGUCAUUUAUCAUUUCAUCAAGACUUUCCUGCAUUCAACAAUCGGACUCUAUGAGAUUAAGUUAUUAUAUGACAUGGAUAUUAUUAUUAUUUAUGAUAGGUACCGUACAUAGUUUACAUACCAACUUGUGCAUUUAUUGUCUCCUCAGGUGUUACAAAUGUCAAUUAAAUCAUGUAAUCAUUCAUCUCACAUUAUCAUAUUGAAAAUGUUACUUGGAAUUCUCUAAAAAAGGGGGAGGGGAAAAUAGUAAUAAAUGAACAUAGUCCUGUUUUACUUGUAUCCCUAGGAAAAACAUGGUUUUUAUAGACUAAAUCCUAUUAGUUCAUAAGUUAAGCUAACAACCAAAGUUUUGAUUAAGUAACUAGUAUUCUCAAUAAUUUUAUUUUGAAUCCAUUGUUCAUGUAUUGACAUUUAUAGCACAAGAUGGUGAUAGCAUUGUUUUUUUUUUGUUGAAAUAUUAUUUUUGUACCAGUUUGGCCAAAUGAACAAUUAUUAUUUUAUUCUUGUGUUAAUAUAUUGUAGUUUAGUUUUUUUUGUUAACUUUAAGAUAUUUUUGUUGUAUUUAUUCCUGAAGAAAGGAACUCGUAAUUCGUUACAAGACUGUUAAAUGCUCAAUUCGUUAGUGCUUUUGUUUUUAUUUUGGGACGCAGGUUGUGAAAACAUGCAGCAUUUGAAACAAAGAUUUAAGAAAGAGUGUUUACUUUUUUUUAGGAGUGUAAUUAAAAUGUUUUGGAUUUUUUUUUUUGCAUUUUUGGUUCUAAUAAAUUUAUGCAUAUGAAAUGUAGUUAGAAUUGACUUUAAAUUCAAAUAAUUAUUCAAAUUUUACCAUAAUAUAUGAUUAUGGAAUUUAGCACAUAUAGCUUUAUUGUUGCGAUGAAGGAAGACUAUUGAUUUGACUGCUUACAAUUUUAUUUGGUUUAACUUUUAAUUUAUUAAGGCAUAAUGUUAAAAAGAAUCUUUCAUGUUUUGGUGCAAUUUUGUUUGUUGAUUGUCUCAUUAAAUGUUUAUAUUGUAUAUACAUAAUAUAUAUUAUUAAGAGUUAUAUAAAGCAUUUAUUUUCAUAGACAGAGCUGGAAGAGAUCUGCAUUUUAUUAACAGUUGCAAAGUAGUAUUGAUUUUUUUGUGGUAGCAUUUCUCCCUUCUAACUUCUUGAUACAUAGUAAAUUUUAGACUAGAAAUUUGAGUAAAAAGUGUUGUUUUUUAAAAUAUUAUUGUAAAUGGCAAAAAAAUAUUCUUUGGGUACUUUGGUGUCUGUUUUAUUUAGUUGUUUAAUCUACUUGCUCUGUGUCAAUUAUACAUUUUUAUUUUAUAAAUCCUUAUAAAUCAUUUCAUUUGCAUCAGAUAUAUUUGUGAACUGUUCAUUUAGGGAAGAAGUUAUUCCAUUUUUAUAUAAAGUAAAAGUUUGCAGAAGAAAGACCAAAGCCAACUGGAAACAGUUCAGGGUUGUAUUUUUCCAUUCCAUAUGGUUGAGUUUUUAUUUUGUUACUUGUUUUUAAGAUAUUUUAUCUUUUUCAUAAUCCAAAAUAUAAAUCUGCUUUUUAUCAUCUACACAAUUUUCUUCUAUUUUUUUUACAUUUCUAGAGAGGUUGUCUCCCUUUGUCACCUAAAACAAUGAAAUCUAUGCAGUUAAACACAAAAUUGUUUAUUCAGUCAUUCAGAUACAUUUCUCAUCAUAUCAUUUUAUUCAUGAAGAAUCCAACAUUAUAAUUCAUAUAAGAGUUUUCAUAUCUAAUACUGUAGAGUGGAUUAUUCUCUCCUCAUUUUUCACUUCUUCAACCUGUUAGAGAGGUUUUAUUUCUAUAUUUGAAGUCCUUGUUUCUGAUAUUCAAUAAAGACCAAGUUAACAUGCUAAAGGUAUCUUAAUCUUGAAAUUAGUGAACAUAAUCACCAAGAAAAUUUGUCCACUCUACAGUAGGAUUUUAUGUAUAUGUACUUAAUCAAACGGUGACUGUGGCCUACUGCUUUUGCAGACCAGAAUUUACAAAGAUACUGAAAGAAUUUCAACUUAUGUAUGAUACCAUUAUAUUUAUACCAUUUUUGUUAAGCUUCAAUUCAUCUCACAGUUAGUAUUUACUAUAUGGUCCACCUAAUUUCAUCAAACAAGAUAUGCAAUAAAUGCCUAUUUAUUAUUGGGUAAUUUUCUCACUUGAAUGUUUUCAGAUAAUCACAAUAUUAUUUUUGUUUUAAAUUAUAUUUUAAUCCCACUGUCAAAAGUAUUUUAUAGUACUUGAAAAAUAAAAGAAAGAUUUUAUUCUAUAUUAUUAUAUAACAAUUUUUGCACAAUAUUGUUCUGUAGUACAGAAGGGUGUGUGGAUAUGUGGAUCAUUUCAAUUUAGAUUUUCAUUUUUAUAGAACGUAUUCCGAAGAAGAUAUGCAGUUACUAUGGUUGUAUUGUAAACUUGUUACUUUUGUACAUAAAACUUAUGCAAAGGUAUUCAGCCAUUAUGUCCUUGAUGGAAUCUUUUCUUUUAUAAGCUAACAUUUUUUAGUUUGGUUCAAAUUUUUACAUUUUCUUUGCCAAAAUUUUUGCUCCUAAGAACUUACAACAAUGAGUAGUGCUUUAAAUGUAUUCAAGCAUCGAACAAGUUAGCAUUUUGUUAAAUUUUUCGUAAAGAUUUAUAUAGAAUGAUCUUCCUGACAAACCAAUAUUAUAACACUGUGAUAUAUGUUUAGCUUAUUAGCUAUGUUUACACCAGAAAUUCUGAUCAGUGAUCAGUAAAUUUUUUCUUCUACCGAAAACAUAUAAAUGGCUUAAGAAGAAUGAAAUAAAUUGUUUUGUUUCAAUAUUUCAAAUGGCAAAGCAAUUUAAAAUUGAAAUUUACAAGAGGCAUGACAAUUUAUGGAAAAUCCAGCUGCGUCUUUUUUUCAUGGAAAAGGAUGUUUUCGAAUUGCAAAAUCUAUUUGAUAGCUGCAAAUUCAUCACUUUGAAAGAGCUUUUUCGUUUUAAGGAAGUUUUUUUUUCAUGAAAUGAUUUGAUCUGAUUAGAUUUUCUGGUGUGUAUGUUGUGUUAAAUCAAAUGGCUAUAUGUUGGACAAAUUUUUUACAUUUAUAUUUUAUACUAGGCUUUGCUCGUUGUGAAAGAUAAGUCGUGCCAGGGAAUUUGGUUAGUGAUAUUCUAGUCUGUGUUGUAUAUAGAGCUUGUAUAUUUAAAUUUCAAUACUUCUAUGCAUUCUUUUUUCUUUCUGAGUAAAUUUUGUCUGCUAGCAGAGCUAGUGAAUUUUUCUCCUAAGGAUUAUGGACUUUAAACAAUGCUUCCUAUUCACAAACAAGUUGUAACUAAAGUUAGCUGCAAAAGGCUUCAAACAUUUAUUAUACAUGAAAUUAGUUUAAAAAAAAUAGAUGGCUAAAUCAAAAAUCAGUCAAAAGACAUGCACAGUACCGGUAUUCAUGGAAUACAUGAUAGGUUGAAAGAAAUUUGUUUCAAGACGCAACCUUUAUGACUAAAAAUGUAUAUUAUAAUGAAUUUUGACAAUGCAGAUUUACAUCAAAGUUCAUAAUUCUUCUAGUACCAAAGGUUGUAUAUAGAUUUCCACUUUUUACUAUCCUUUUAGAUUUUGUUUUAUAUAUGAAAUACAUGUACUUGUAUUGAGUAAGAUGUAAGUACAUGUAUCCCUGGCAUGGCAGAUAUCUAUGAAAUGAUCCAGUAUAUUUGUGUUAAUUGUUUUUGAGGUAUAAUAUAUAUAUUAUUUUGUAUAUUUGAAAGUUAUUGCGAGAGAUGAGCAGAAGUGAUGCAUAAGAUGAUAGUUUAGUAUUUUCUAUUUUAUUAUAUUAACUUACAUUUAAAUUUGUCCCAAAAUAUUGAGUGUUGUAAGAAUGUGUUCAAAUUAAGCAAAUACAAAGAAACUGUUUAUGAAGUAUAUUUUAUUUUAAAGGGCACGAUAAGAGUAACUGCCUAUGUAUAAUUAUUAUAUUUCAUGAAUAUCAAAGAAUUAUAAAUUGUAAAAGUUUUAUUUUUCUGCAAAUAAAAUUAUAAACUACAA
Molecule: messenger RNA, 5720 nt
Organism: Mytilus californianus (California mussel)
Lineage: Eukaryota; Metazoa; Mollusca; Bivalvia; Mytilida; Mytilidae
Product: RNA-binding protein MEX3B-like
Exons: 2
Coding region: 357-1727 (456 amino acids)
Molecular function (GO): RNA binding
Source: RefSeq, a predicted model, not a curated record